AUGUCCCAGGCCGGCGGCAGCCCCCGGGCAGAGGACGCGGGGCCGUGUGUCGGGACGCACUCGCGCACGCCGAGCCGGGGCAGCCAGCGAGUCGAGUGCAUCAUCUGCUACUCCUCCUACGACCUGUGUGCGCGGCUGCCGCGGCGGCUCUACUGCGGCCACACCUUCUGCCAGGCCUGCCUGAAGCGCCUCGACGCCGUCACCAACGAGCAGCGCUGGAUCCCCUGCCCGCAGUGCCGCCAAAACACGCCCACGCCGCGCGGCGGGGUCACCAUGCUCGACCUCGACCUGGCCACCUUCCUCGCCGUCAAGGCUGACAAAGAGCAUCCCCGCGCGGCCGGCAGGUCCCAGCCCGACUCGCCCACCAAGGGCUCGUGCAAGGAGAAGGCGGUGACCCAGCAGCCGGCGGGGCUGUGCCAAGACGCGGUGCCUCCGGCGCUGUUCCCCCGCCGCGGCUGCUGCCGGCUGUGCCUGUGCUGCGGGGUGACCGCAGCCUUCGAUAGCUGAGCCCCAGGAGGGGCCUGCCGGCGGUGCGUGGGCAGCUGAGCUCCCGGGGUGCAGCCCGGGACCAUUUCUGGGCACCCUACGCCAUGCC
Pseudopipra pipra is the source of this 595-nucleotide messenger RNA. It is a transcript of the gene RNF224, whose product is annotated as ring finger protein 224. The record is from RefSeq and is a predicted model, not a curated record. Bases 1 to 507 code for a protein of 168 amino acids. The transcript has a single exon. Lineage: Eukaryota; Metazoa; Chordata; Aves; Passeriformes; Pipridae.